Klebsormidium nitens is the source of this 621-nucleotide messenger RNA. The record is from the annotation of a GenBank genome assembly. Lineage: Eukaryota; Viridiplantae; Streptophyta; Klebsormidiophyceae; Klebsormidiales; Klebsormidiaceae.
AUGCUGGCGGGAACGUUCAUCUACGGCCGGCAGUACGCGCCCGCAGAGUACAUGUGCACGCUCCUAGUUGCGGGAGGCGUCUCAGUGUUCGCCCUCUUCAAGGGGUCCGCAAAGACGAUCAGCAAGCUGGCGCACCCCAACGCCCCGCUGGGCUACUUCUUGUGCUUCCUGAACCUGGGCAUGGACGGCUUUACGAACGCAACGCAGGACUCGCUGGUGGACAGGUACCCGAAGACGACCUCUUGGGACAUCAUGGUCGGCAUGAACCUAUGGGGCUCGAUCUACAUGUGCGCGUACAUGUUUCUCUUGCCGGGCGGGGGCGGCUGGGACGCCGUCGACUUCUGCCGAACGCACCCGGAGGCCGCGUGGGACAUCCUGGUGUUCUGCUUGUGCGGCGCCGUCGGGCAAAACUUCAUUUUCUUUACCAUCAGCAAAUUCGGGGCGCUCGCGAACACAACGAUCACCACGACGCGCAAGUUUAUGAGCAUCUUGCUUAGCGCGGUCUGGAACGGCAACCCGCUGACGUUGGAACAGUGGACGGGGGUGACGAUGGUUUUCUCGGGGUUGUCGUACGGGCUCUAUCUGAAGUGGAGCAGUAGACGGAAGCGGAGCACGGCUUGA